This is a messenger RNA of Cloeon dipterum, 1195 nucleotides long. It is a transcript of the gene Had1, whose product is annotated as beta Hydroxy acid dehydrogenase 1. The record is from RefSeq and is a predicted model, not a curated record. Gene Ontology annotation, molecular function: L-gulonate 3-dehydrogenase activity; NAD+ binding. Gene Ontology annotation, biological process: fatty acid metabolic process. NCBI's taxonomy places the organism in Eukaryota, Metazoa, Arthropoda, Insecta, Ephemeroptera, Baetidae. The transcript is spliced from 5 exons. Bases 171 to 1127 code for a protein of 318 amino acids.
AUAACACACACACAUACCGCAGCUCAGAGGUCAAAGAACGGGCGGCUCUUUUUGCAUACAGAUCAGAGAAUUGGAGAUUGGAGUCGCGGCAGUCGUGACUGGCGGAGGAGAAUAACCUGUUUUUGGAGAAUUCGACUCAGUGGACCUGAGCAACUGAUCGGGAGAGCAUCAUGUCGGUCGAAGGAAAGAUUGGAAUUAUUGGCAGUGGGCUAAUCGGCCGCAGCUGGUCGAUGCUGUUCGCCAGCGUCGGCUACAAAGUGUUCAUUUACGACAUCGAGCCGAAGCAGAUCAGCGGCGCGCUGGAGGACAUCUCCAAGCAGCUCAAGUCGCUGGAGAGCUCCGGCAUGCUCAGGGGGACGUUGAAUGCCCACCAGCAGUGUGCGCUGAUUCAAGGUACAAGCGAUUUGGAGGAAUGUGUGAAGGGCGCCAGGCACAUCCAGGAGUGCGUGCCGGAAAACCUGGAGCUGAAGAAAAAGGUUUGGGCUGAAGCAGACAAGCUGAUCGUCGACUCAGACUGCGUUCUGGCGAGCUCAACAAGCACUUUCUUGCCCUCUCUCAUCUCAGCAGACCUUCAGCACAAAGCACAGUUUGUCGUCGCCCAUCCGGUGAACCCUCCUUACUAUGUGCCUCUGGUCGAACUUGUUCCCGCACCGUGGACUGAAAAGCAGGUGAUGUUGCGCACGAGAGAUAUCAUGGAGCAAAUUGGACAACAGCCAGUCUCCCUUACAAGGGAGAUUGAAGGAUUUGCGCUCAACCGAAUCCAGUACGCGAUCCUGAACGAGACGUGGCGUUUGGUGCAGGACAAGGUGCUGGACGUGCGCGACAUCGACCGCGUCAUGUCCGAGGGCCUGGGCAUGCGCUACGCCUUCCUGGGGCCGCUGGAGACGGCCCACCUGAACGCAGAGGGCAUGCUGAAUUACAGCGAGCGCUACUCCAAGACCAUGUACGCCGUCAGCCAGACCAUGGGCGAGACGCCACUGAUGGCCGGCGAGCAGGCCAAGGUCGUGCACGACCAGCUCUGCGACAUGACCCCCGUGGACAAGCUGCCCGAGAGGCGCGCCUGGAGGGACAAGUGCCUCACCGCCCUCGCCAAACUCAAGAAGGAGAUCAAUGACUCCGACAAGUAGAUUAUUUUUAUCAGGUAUUUUGAUUAUUUUGUCUCUCCAGAUUUAUGAAUAAAUUCGUUACCUUUUCA